Molecule: messenger RNA, 1870 nt
Organism: Sphaeramia orbicularis (orbiculate cardinalfish)
Lineage: Eukaryota; Metazoa; Chordata; Actinopteri; Kurtiformes; Apogonidae
Product: acidic amino acid decarboxylase GADL1
Exons: 15
Coding region: 79-1644 (521 amino acids)
Biological process (GO): carboxylic acid metabolic process
Cellular component (GO): cytoplasm
Molecular function (GO): pyridoxal phosphate binding; carboxy-lyase activity
Source: RefSeq, a predicted model, not a curated record
AAUCUGCUUCCUGUUAUGUCUGACUGCACCGGCAUCUGUGACCUGCACGGAUAAAACCACAGCAGAAAUAAAGAAGAAAUGGACUCAGAUACAGAAAUGCACAGGAAGGAGAGUUCCAGUGAAAACCCAGACCCAGUCAAAGCCAAAUGUCCCCCAGUGCUUGUGGACGAUGUUUAUCUAAACGGACCAACGCUGGACGUAAACGGAGCAGAAGACUUUAUCCGUGAAUCCAUGAGAAUCAUCACGGAGGACGCAGUGAAGAAGGCGACCGAUGUCAGAGAAAAGGUGUGUGAGUGGCAUUCACCUGAGGACCUGAAGGAGCUGCUGGACCUCCAACUCACAGACGAAGGAGAGUCUGACACCAGGAUCCUGGAGCGAUGCAGAGACGCCAUCAGAUACAGCGUCAAGACCACUCAUCCUCGCUUCUUUAACCAACUCUACGCUGGGAUGGAGCCGUACUCCAUGGUGGCCAGUUUCAUUAUCGAGGCCCUGAAACCCAGUCUGUACACGUAUGAGGUGUCUCCAGUUUUUACCCUGGUGGAGGACGCUGUGCUGAGGAAGAUGAGAGAGGUGAUUGGCUGGAAGGAAGGAGGGGACGGCAUCUUCAACGCAGGUGGAUCGCUGUCCAACAUGUAUGCCGUGAACUUGGCCAGAUACCAUCACUGCCCUGACGUUAAAGAGCUCGGCCUCUCUGCUGUUCCACGACUCGUCCUCUUCACCUCACAGGAGUGUCAUUACUCCAUUUCCAAAGCUGCAGCCUUUCUGGGCAUCGGCACUAAGAAUGUUUACGUGGUUCCAUCUGAUAACAGAGGGAAGAUGAUUCCCACGGCUCUGGAGGAGCUGAUACAGACUGCUAAGAGUGAGGGUGCGGUGCCGUUCAUGGUCAACGCCACAGCUGGGACCACAGUGCUCGGAGCCUUCGACCCCAUUGAGGAAAUCGCAGACAUCUGUGAGAAACACAACCUGUGGCUGCACGUAGACGCUUGUUGGGGAGGAGCAGCUCUGAUGUCUGCAAAGCACAAACACCUGUUAAAGGGCGUCCACAGGGCGAACUCGGUGGCCUGGAACCCUCAUAAGAUGCUGAUGGCGUGUCUGCAAUGCUGCGCUUUCCUGGUCAGAGACAAAACGGGUCUUCUCCAGCGCUGUUACUCCGCCAGGGCCUCCUAUCUCUUCCAACAGGACAAGUUCUACGACGUCAGCUACGACACCGGGGACAAGUCGGUCCAGUGCAGCAGGAAACCCGACGCCUUCAAGUUCUGGCUGAUGUGGAAGGCUUUGGGAAGCAAAGAGCUGGAGCAGAGGGUGGACAGGGCCUUCGCCAUGGCCAAGUAUCUUGCACAGGAGGUCAAGAAAAGAGAAGGGUUCCGCCUGCUGAUGGAGCCUGAAUAUGCAAAUGUCUGCUUCUGGUACAUUCCACCCAGUCUCAGGGAUCUUCCAGACAGCACUGAAUUGUGGGAAAAAAUCCACAAGGUGGCGCCGGUGGUGAAGGAGCGUAUGAUGAAGAAGGGCAGUAUGAUGGUGGGCUACCAGCCCCAUGGAGACAAGGCCAACUUCUUCAGGAUGAUCAUCAUCAGCCCUCAGGUCAGCAGACAGGACAUGGACUUUGUCCUGGAUGAGAUAGACCGACUGGGACGGGAUCUCUGAACAAUGACCCACGUCGUCUCAUCUGCCACGGACCAGCAUCACAUGUCCCCUUUGUUUAUUUAACUCCUGGUUUUGAAGGAUAUUGAGACGUUCAGGUGCUGCUUAAAGGUGGGGUCUGAGUUCUUAGAAAAACAGUUCCAGCAGCUACAUUUUGAAAAUGCUCAGUUCAAAAGUCCAACCCCUUUCUUCAGAUGUCCCUCCGAGGCCACGCCUCCAGAGUAGUGGC